This is a messenger RNA of Babesia microti strain RI, 984 nucleotides long. Its product is annotated as translation initiation factor eIF-2 alpha subunit. Gene Ontology annotation, cellular component: multi-eIF complex; eukaryotic translation initiation factor 2B complex; eukaryotic 48S preinitiation complex. The record is from RefSeq and is a predicted model, not a curated record. Gene Ontology annotation, molecular function: ribosome binding; translation initiation factor activity; RNA binding. The transcript is spliced from 5 exons. Bases 1 to 984 code for a protein of 327 amino acids. NCBI's taxonomy places the organism in Eukaryota, Apicomplexa, Aconoidasida, Piroplasmida, Babesiidae.
AUGGCUAACAUUCGUAAACAUUCGUUGGGGGAUUGCCGUUUUUACGAACAAAAAUUUCCCAAACCGGAUGAUCUGGUAAUGGUGAAGGUCAAUCGGAUAGAAGUACAAGGCGUAUAUGUUUCUCUUCUGGAGUACAACGAUCGAGAAGGCCUAAUAUUGUUGUCUGAAUUGUCUAAGAGAAGGUAUAGAAGUAUCAACAAGUUGGUGAAGGUCGGCAGACAUGAGGUAGCUUUAGUCCUGAGGGUGGAUAUUGUCAAGGGAUAUAUAGAUCUAUCAAAAAGAAGAGUUUCACCAGAUGAUAUUAUUAAAUGUGAAGAAAGAUUUUCAAAAUCAAAAAAAGUUCACCAGACAGUUAGACAUGUAGCACAGAAACAUAAUAUGAAGGUGGAAGAUCUUAAUAUUUCUUGCAUUUGGCCUCUGUACAAAAAAUACCCACAUGCACUAGAUGCUCUAAAGGAAGCUGCUAUUAAUCCAGACGCUGUAUUCAAGGGGUUAAACAUUGACCCUGAGGUUACAAAAUCACUGAUCCAAGACGUGCAGCUUAGACUAAGUCCACAGGCACUAAAAUUGAGAUGCAACAUUGACGUCUGGUGUUUUGGUCCACGUGGAGUAGAUGCAGUUAAGGAGGCUUUAAUGCUCGAUUUCUCAAAGUUCGACGAUCAACUUACUGUGACCGUCAAAUUAAUUUCUCCACCACAAUACGAGCUGAUUACAACAUGUUAUGACAAGGAAAAGGGGACUAUUCUUCUAAAAAAGUGUAUGGAGGCGAUAUCUGCUUCGAUAGUUAAAAAUCACGGGGGUGAAUUUAAGCAGAGAAGUGAGAUCAUAGUUAUGGGAGAUGAUGACGAAAAACACUUAGAGUCUCUGAUCGACAAUCAGGAAUCAUCGGAUGACGAAUCCUCCUCCGAUUCCAGUUACGAAGACGAGGGAAUGGGCAGAAUAGAUGAGUCUAAUAUUCUAGAGGAUGAAGAGGAGGGGACCUAA